Molecule: messenger RNA, 1396 nt
Organism: Mercenaria mercenaria
Lineage: Eukaryota; Metazoa; Mollusca; Bivalvia; Venerida; Veneridae
Product: T-cell-specific guanine nucleotide triphosphate-binding protein 2-like
Exons: 3
Coding region: 2-1396 (464 amino acids)
Cellular component (GO): membrane
Molecular function (GO): GTP binding
Source: RefSeq, a predicted model, not a curated record
AAUGAUAUUACUUAUUCUUUAUGUCAUUUUACGUAGUAACAUGGAUGCCGGAGAACGAAGAAGAAAACGGUCAGUUAGUGGACAUGCUAACUCGACAAGUUACAGAUACAAGUGGAAGGUUUCUCAUAGGAGAAGAAUCGCUUCUUUAUCAAGGGAGUCGUCGGAUGUUGGGCAAUGUGAGAAAAACAAAAACGAUUAUCAUAGAUUUCGUUCAUUCGUUCAAAAAGAUAAACUUAGUGCAAGAAUGAAAGAGUAUGGAUAUAUUCAUGGUCUGAAUAUGUAUAUCGCUGAAUCCAUCGAGAUCUGGAAAAGGACGAAAGUUAAGGUUGCUGUUGCUGGAAAUGCUGGUGUCGGAAAGUCGAGCUUAAUUAAUGCUUUGAGAGGAAUGCAAGAUAAUGACGACGAUGCCGCAGAGGUUGGUGUUGUCGAAACAACUGCAACCACCCGCAAAUAUCCUUACCCUGAGAAUAAACUAGUAGCUUUAUAUGAUGUACCUGGAGUGGGAACAUCGCAAUAUCCAACGGAAACUUACUUGAAUGAAGUUGGCAUUUCUACGUUUGACGUAGUUGUAAUUGUUUCUGCUGACCGCUUUAAGGAAACUGAUUUAUGGCUCGCUAAACAAUGUUUACAUUUGAGCAAAAAUAUUGUGUUUGUGCGUACAAAAAUUGAUAUUGACAUAAUGAAUGAAAAAAGAGUGUUAGGAAAACAUUUUAAUGCAGACGAAUGUUUGGAUAAGAUUAGGGUGAACAUUACAGACAACACUAAUAGCUGCCCUGAAAGCAGAAGAAUAUUUCUAGUAAGCUCUGUGGACCGAAGCAUGUAUGACUUUUGGGACUUGGAUAAAUAUCUGAAAAGCCUUCUGAAUAUAAGAGGAGAGGCAAUAUCAAAUAUUCUUCUGUCAUAUGUUAAGGAAUCCAUAUCCAAAAAAAGUAGUAUAGGCGGUAGUCAUUUCCUACUACAAAAGACGCUGUCCGGUAUUUGUGGAUUUCUUCCAAUACCAUAUCUUGAGACGUUAAUUGAUACGCUUUCAGUUUCGGAAGCGCGCAAAACGUGUCUCAGAAACUUUUGUCUUGAUGAUACAUCGCUGCAUUGCAUAUCACAAGAAUUACAAACCGAUGUUGAAGAUCUUAAAGUGAUUUUAAAUUCCUAUAAACAAACUGUUUUACCAGACGGCGCGACUAUACAUUCUCGAGUAGAAAGAAAAGAAUUUUCUCCAAUUCAUCACCGAUAUUCAAAAUAUGUGUUUCCGGUAAUAGGCAGUUUUAUUUCUACUUACAAAUCGUACAGUACAAUGGAUGCAUGUCUUGACGAGAUAAUUGACGUGAUGCUCGCAGAUGUGUGUAUGCUUAUCGAAAUGAGACUGACAAAGCUGGAAACCGAAAUGAAACCAUUCUAG